Drosophila arizonae is the source of this 658-nucleotide messenger RNA. RefSeq names its product ALG14, UDP-N-acetylglucosaminyltransferase subunit (gene Alg14). Lineage: Eukaryota; Metazoa; Arthropoda; Insecta; Diptera; Drosophilidae. The record is from RefSeq and is a predicted model, not a curated record. Gene Ontology annotation, molecular function: N-acetylglucosaminyldiphosphodolichol N-acetylglucosaminyltransferase activity. Gene Ontology annotation, biological process: dolichol-linked oligosaccharide biosynthetic process. Gene Ontology annotation, cellular component: UDP-N-acetylglucosamine transferase complex.
UCGAAAAAACGUAAACAACUGUAAAUUCCGACACUUGAUUGGAUUUUGUCAACGAAAAAUGUGUCCAAAUAAUCGAACGGCUCAGCCCAUCUAUGUCAUCCUCGGCUCCGGCGGACACACAGCCGAAAUGUGUAAAAUCAAUCAGGCCCUAAUGCAGCACGAUGACCUUAAGCAAUACCAAUCCGUACGUUAUAUUGUGGCCAACAGCGACGACACUUCGGAAAAGCAAAUCCGCUCCGCUUUGCCGGCUUUAAAGGACAGCGACUUUAUACGCGUGCCGCGCAGCCGCAGCGUCGGCCAAAGUUGGCUCACCAGCAUAUUUACUACGCUGUGGGCCUUGCUCUGGAGCUGCUGGCUCGUUUGGCGCGAUCGGCCCAAGCUCGUACUCUGCAACGGACCCGGCACCUGUGUGCCCUAUUGCUAUGCGGCAUAUCUAUGGCGCCUGCUCGGCCGCCUGCCCGCCCACAGCAAGAUCGUGUUUGUGGAGAGCUAUUGCCGAGUCGAGACGCUCUCGCUGAGCGGUCGCCUUCUGUUGCCACUCGUGGACAUGUUCGUUGUCCAUUGGCCGGCGCUAGCGACUCGCUACGCCAAAAAGUCGAACUUGCGUUAUUUUGGCAGAAUUUUAUAAGCAAUUAAAAAUAAAUUGUAUUGCAAAACA